UCUCGUCUCCCACCAUCCAUCCUGAUCCAUCAAGAAAUCUUCUUUCUCAGAUUCCUACAGCAAAUCAUGCACGCUCCUCCCCUCCCCUCCCUCCAAAGUUAAACGGUCGGUGUGGUCGCUCCCGAUUCCCUUAUUAUCGUCGUCUAUCAUUAAUCAUUUCCUGCUGCUUUAAAUCCAUCCUCUUCUAAUCCCUUUAGAAUCUUUCCUCCUCCACUCUACCCUACUCUACUCUAACCUACUAUUAUAUCUACCUACCCCCUCCCUCCCUCAUCCUCCAUCGAUUCGAUUCAUUCACUCCUUCGUCGAUGCCGAUGCAAUGACUUCCGGGGGAUUCCCAUUCCCUUCAUUCCUUAUUCCCAUUUCGAUUCUGACCCGCUUUCUGCUACAUCUUUCUUGAAUUUCUUCGCUGCCCUGCCCACAAGUCUUGAUAUUGACUUCUCUUUUCUGGAUUGGCGUUUUUGUAUAUAAAUUUGCCUUCUUUUUUCCCCCCUCCCCGUUUUGUAACUGUUGUGGAAAUGGGGAAUUGCUUUGGGACGCAGAGCAAAUCGGCGGGGGGAAUCGCGCCGUCGGAUAUGGUGAAUUCGCGUCCGGCGAUCAAAUUGUACGGCCAACAGGACAGCUCCGCCACUUCCCACAUCCGAUUCGCGCUUCUCUACAAGCCCGUCGCUCUCCAAUUCGUCCCUUCCGAGGCGCACCAAAACCCUACCCUUAUUUACAAAUCCGACGUCGUUUCCGGCUCCGCGGAAGAAAUCCUCCGUUACUUGGACGCCAAGUUUCCCGACCCGCCCUUGGUCGUCGCCGGUGAUACUACUGCCUCCCGCAGUAGUAUAUGGGGCUGGUGCGGGGAGAACACGCCGACGGUGGUGUGGGUGGCGCAGCUCCAGCACCGCAGCAUCACCUUUCAUCUGGAGAGGAUGGUGAGGUGGGCGGAGGACAUAGCGGCGCGUGGGGGGAACGCGAGGGGGGAUCCCUCUAUGGGGAGCCCCAGAAUGGAGGUGAAAAAAUUCGCCAAGGAGUACUCGCAGUUGCUGCAAGUGAUGCUGGAGCACGCCCAGAUGGAGGAGAGGGUUCUCUUCCCCAUUCUCGAAUCUGCCGAUCCAGGAUUAUGUAAAGAUGCAAACGAGGAGCACGCCCGACACCUGCCUAUGAUGAAUGGAAUCAAAGAAGAGAUCAAGGUAAUUGGAGUAAUGAAUUCAGGUAGUCCUGAUUACCAAGAGGGUCUCGACAAUCUUUCAUCUCGUCUCUUCCAAUUAAAGGAAAACUGCAAGCAGCACUUUGAAGAGGAGGAAAAAGAUCUGUUGCCGCUGAUGGAGGCCACAGAGUUAAACAAAUCACAGCAAGCAAAAGUAUUGGAACAGUCACUAGACGUGAUGCGUGAUACCCAUUCUCACCUGUUUCGCUUCUUCAUGGAUGGCCUACGGCCUCAUGAUGCUGUGCAAUACUUUGGCUUGAUCAAGAAAUACUGCAAUGGUAUCCGGGUAUCGCUUAUGCUCCACAUGAUGUUUGACUAAAGGUACUCUGGCCUGUAUGAUCAAGAAAUACCUGCUGCAAUGGUGUUUGGUCACUUAUGCUUCGCAUGAUCGAUGCUUGACCGAUAACAUUUAGCUUGUGUUUUUUGAUGCAACUGACUUAGUGGAAUAUCAGCGAACUUUGACCGCACUGUGCUAAAAUUUUUCGUUUUAAGUAUUAACCGACAACUUUUUACAGUUGAAAUCAAGUGUAGAGUUCUUAAUUGCUACAUAUUUAGGUGAACAUCUUUGUUCUGGUACAGCUUCUGUACAUGAUUGUAUUUGCAAUCUAAUGCGAAAUGUUCGAUCUA
Molecule: messenger RNA, 1819 nt
Organism: Andrographis paniculata
Lineage: Eukaryota; Viridiplantae; Streptophyta; Magnoliopsida; Lamiales; Acanthaceae
Exons: 3
Coding region: 516-1511 (331 amino acids)
Source: RefSeq, a predicted model, not a curated record